GGGAUUGAACUUCAAAUUGUACCAUGUCUGUAGUCAUUAGGAAUAAAAGUGUCCUUUUUUCAUUUUCCCAAACUUAGGUUUUCAGCCUUGCUCUUCAAAGCAAACAUCCAAUGUUGUGGAGGUCUGUAUUUGCUUUUUGACUAAGAGAUGGGGUCAACUGAACAAUUAUUAACCGGUCCUGAUCUGAUUGAGAACAUGCUCAAUUUUGCCAGAGAAUACUGCAAAAUGUUUUGCAGGUGUCUUGGAUUUGUCCUUCUCUUGUCUUUUCCUGGACUACUACAUGGCCAAACCCGAGCAGAGUCGUGUGCUGCUCCCCAGCUGGAUGGAGGUUUUUUAGUGCCUGAACAAGACAGCUAUUUGCAUGAAAGCAGCCUUGCAUACGCUUGCAACGCUGGACAGAAACCAGCAGUGGAGGGUUGGUGGGCCACCAGUGUAUGCCUGAAUGGGUUAUGGUCUCAUACACCGCAAUGUAUUGAUGAAAACGCCUGCUUUACACCAGAUGUUCCUCAUGGCAAAUAUGGUGAAAGUCCUGAAGGCUUGUGGUACAAGGAAGGAUCAGUCAUUCGAAUCAAGUGUGAUGAAGGAUACAAACAUAAAACCUGGGGAGCAACAGCUACAUGUAGAAAGGGAGCAUGGUCUUCUUUGCCAGUUUGUGAGCGAAGUGAAACGUCUUGUAAUGAGCCACCUAACAUCCCACAUGGUGUGGUCCUUCACAAAUAUCAACACAUAUUUGAAGCAGACUCUGAGAUCCACUAUGGAUGUGAGGACGGAUACAGUGUCGAGGGAACAAAUGCCAGAAAGUCAAUUUCAUGUGUCGCUGGAAUGUGGACAGAAGUGCCAAGCUGCACAAUAUCCAGACCUGGUCCCGGAGAUGGAGACACAACGGGGGGCAUUGCAAAGCCUGUCGAUUCUGGAAGAGGUCGGGGUGGUGCCACUGCUAGUUCUAACCCUGGGUAUUCUAGCAGUGCAGCUGCUGGUACCAAUACUGGAAGACCAAUUGAAACAGGAUCUGGAAGCACUUCUGACAAGACAGACAGCACCAGCGCACCCUUGGUCACAGAUGUUGACAACUGCGGACCGUACCCAAAAGUUUCAAACGGUGAUGUUGUGCGAAAAAAAACAAUGUCUUUGAGAUAUGCGUGCAAUGGUUUUUAUAAAAGGGUCGGUCCAGAGACAGUGGUUUGCUACAAUAAUGGCACUUGGUCCACCCUACCUACAUGCAAAGAAGCGUAUUGUCAAAUUGACCUUGAUGAGUAUAGCAACUACAAUUUCCAAGAAUCUGGAACAAUAAUUCUGAAAGACCGAGAGACUAAAAGCAUUCAGUGUGUCUGGGCGUACUACACCAGCCAAAUUACAUGCAUCAAUGGAAAAGUUAGAGUUACCCAAUGUUGUCAUUACCUGGAUCACUAUUGGCAAAGGUGCAACUAACUGAUGGUCGUCCAUCGGAAACCUGCCUCCACAUGAAGACAGCAGUCCAGGGACAAACACUUUCUCGCUAGGCCCCCCCACCCCUCCCCCCAAUAAAAAAAAUGGAGCAAA
This is a messenger RNA of Corythoichthys intestinalis (scribbled pipefish), 1539 nucleotides long. Its product is annotated as complement factor H-like. The record is from RefSeq and is a predicted model, not a curated record. Lineage: Eukaryota; Metazoa; Chordata; Actinopteri; Syngnathiformes; Syngnathidae. The transcript has 11 exons. The coding region runs from base 148 to 1428 and encodes 426 amino acids.